GUAACAAAACGCAGACCCCCAGCGCCGAGCUAAUGGAGGCAACUUAGACAGAAGCAGGCGCGGCCCCUCGUCUCUCGGUGCUGCCUGUUCGCCCCGCAUCGGGCGCGGCGCUCCCCGCCGAGCAGCCGCCCGAGCGCCGCCGGGCCCGCGGGACUGCCUGGCCGCUUGCGGUGCCCCGAUGAUGUUACCGAGCCCCGUCACCUCCACACCCUUCUCUGUCAAAGACAUCCUCAACCUGGAGCAACAGCAGGACCCGCACUAUGGGGCCCAGCUCCCGCACCACCUGGAGCACCACUUCCACCCCGCUGCCUGCCUGCUGGCGGCCGCCGACGGCGCCCGCUUCUCCGACGGCGAUGAGGAAGAGGAGGAGGAAAAGCUCUCCUACCUGAGCCCCAUGGCAGCGCCCGGGAGCCAGGCGGACGCGCGGAUCUCCGCCGACAACUACGUUCACGCCGUGCUGCGUGGCUCCUGCGAGGCCCCCGGCCCGGGAGAAGAGCUGGACCCGGCGGUCCGAGACCCAAAGAGCUGCGUUCUGAAGAAGCCGCUAGACGCAGCGGAGAAGGCGGAGGAGACGGAGAGGCCGAAGCAGCGGAGCCGGAGGAAGCCGCGCGUACUCUUCUCCCAGGCGCAAGUCUUCGAGCUGGAGCGUCGGUUCAAGCAGCAGCGUUACCUGUCGGCGCCCGAGCGGGAGCACCUGGCCAGCAGCCUCAAGCUCACCUCCACGCAGGUGAAGAUCUGGUUCCAGAACCGGCGCUACAAGUGCAAGCGGCAGCGGCAGGACAAGUCGCUGGAGCUGGGCGGCCCCGCGGCCCCGCCGCCGCCGCGCAGGGUGGCCGUGCCCGUGCUGGUCCGUGACGGCAAGCCGUGCCUCGGCGGGUCGCAGGGCUACAGCUCGGCGUACAACGCGCCCUACUCCUACAAUGGCUUCCCCGCCUACGGCUACGGCAACGCUGCCUCCUACAACCCCGGCUACGGCUGCACCUACCCGGCGGGCACCGGCGGCGCGUCCAUGCAAGCCGCCUGCAGCCCGGCGGCGGCCGCCAGCCCCUUCGUGAACGUGGGCGGCCUGGGGGGUUUCAGCGGCGGCGGCCAGCCGCUGCACCAGCCGGCGGCGGGGCCUUCCUGCGGCCAGGGCGCACUGCAGGGCAUCCGGGCCUGGUAGCCCGCACGCACUGAGGGUCGGGAGCGGACCGACAGGACGGCCCGGCGGCUCCGCGGCCCCGUUAGCACCCGCACCGCAGCCCGGCUGCGCGCCACGCGCC
This is a messenger RNA of Parus major (Great Tit), 1262 nucleotides long. It is a transcript of the gene NKX2-3, whose product is annotated as NK2 homeobox 3. NCBI's taxonomy places the organism in Eukaryota, Metazoa, Chordata, Aves, Passeriformes, Paridae. Gene Ontology annotation, molecular function: RNA polymerase II cis-regulatory region sequence-specific DNA binding; DNA-binding transcription factor activity, RNA polymerase II-specific. Bases 179 to 1162 code for a protein of 327 amino acids. Gene Ontology annotation, biological process: cell differentiation; regulation of transcription by RNA polymerase II. Gene Ontology annotation, cellular component: nucleus. The transcript is spliced from 2 exons. The record is from RefSeq and is a predicted model, not a curated record.